CUCAGAAUUAAAUUUUUGUAAUCUUUUGAAAAAACACCAGCCAUUGGCCCUAAAGGUUUAGCCACUAAAAACAAACGUUCAUCGCACAAAAUCUUCUUCGCCUUCGAUUCUCCGCGAAUCUCAUUUCCUUCCGUCACCACCGUAAAAGAUGAAUGACAAAGGAGAAAAGACUUGUCCUUUAUGUGCUGAGGAGAUGGACUUGACUGAUCAGCAUCUCAACCCUUGCAAAUGUGGUUACCAGAUAUGUGUUUGGUGUUGGAAUCAUAUUAUAGAGAUGGCCGAGAAAGAUAAGACAGACGGUCGCUGUCCUGCAUGUCGAACACCUUAUGAUAAGGAAAAGAUUGUUGGAACCACAGAUAGCUGUGAAAGGUUGGUUGCUGAACUUAACAAUGACCGGAAAAAAACACAGAAGGCCAAGCCUAAAGCUUCUUCAGAGGGAAGGAAAGACCUAACUGGUGUGAGAGUCAUCCAAAGAAACUUGGUUUAUGUUAUGAGCUUGCCUUUCGAUCUGGCUGAUGAAGAUCGUUUUCAGAGGAGAGAAUACUUUGGUCAAUAUGGGAAAGUCGUGAAGGUAGCAAUGUCUCGAACGCAAGCAGGGGAUAUCCAACUAUUUCCAAACGAUUCCUGCAGUGUAUAUAUUACUUACUCCAGGGAAGAGGAAGCAAUUCGAUGUAUACGAUCAGUACAUAAAUUUGUUUUGGAUGGUAGAACCUUGAAGGCAUGUUUUGGGACCAUGAAGUACUGUCAUGCAUGGUUAAGAAACAUGCCUUGUAACAAUGCAGACUGCCUUUAUUUGCAUGAGAUCGGUGCCCAAGAGGAUAGUUUCUCAAAAGAUGAGACCAUAUCAGAGCACAUGAGGAAAAUUAUUGAAGAAAUUACUGGAGCGGUGGCUAAUUUCCCGCGGCGUUCAGGAAAUAUGUUACCUCCACCAGUGUAUGAUAAUGACUCUAGCACACGACAGAUUCCAAAAUGUGUUCCGAAUAAUCCACAGAGUGUGGUUAAAACUUCUCGACCAAAUAGUAGCAACGGCCGAUCUGUUACUCUUCCGGCUGGAGCCUUGUGGGGAAUGCAUGCUUCAAGCCAUUCUUCUGUACCGAAUACACCAUGCUCUGGGGAACCCUUAAGAGACAAAGGAGUCACAGAUGAUAAUCAUACUUCAUAUGGGAAUUCCUUGAAACUGCUAGAACCAUUGAAUAGCCAGACUGAUUUUCCAGAGCUUUCCUUGGUUAAUAGGCCCCAGACCAGUAAUAGUAAGGCAUUAGUUUCUGCAAAUGUGGAUAAUAGUAGAGUUGUUAGUGUGCCAUCUGCUUGCAAAGAUUUUCGAGAGCCUACUCCUCAGUCAGGUGGAUCCAUCCUGUCCAAUGGAGACAAAAAUAUUAGUAGAGGUAUACAGAGUGUCCCCAGCGACGCUGUGUCAGUGGAUUCAGAUAGUGUUGUGGAUGGCUAUGGGAGGCUAAGAAGGUCUGACAGUUUGGAUGUUGAUCGAUCGUCUCAUACAGAAGUGUCCGGAGACUCUCUACAGCAUUUCGUAGAUGAAACAAGAGAUUUCCGCCCAUUAAAGAAGACUGGUCUAACGAACACAAAUGAAGUCGUUGUCCCAAGAGAAGAAGUCAAUGCAGGCAGUGCUUUGAUGUCUCCAUUGGUGACAGAUAUAUCAUCUUUCAUUAGAGAAAGACUCAAGGAUCCUGAAGUUUUUAGCUGUCAGCCCAAUAAAUCGGGUUUGCUACGCACAAUGCAGCCUUCUUCAUCCCAGUAUAAUCAUGAUGAAACUAGGAGUCUGUUUGGGUCUUCCUCGGCUGAAAGCAGAGGAACUAAUGUAGCUUCCAUCUCACAUGGAUAUAACGAGAUACUACAGAGCGAGCCCAGUCGUUUAAAUGGCAGUCUUAAUCAUUCUAUGGGUUUUCUUGACAGAGCAAGGGACACACAAUCAAAUGGAAACUGUGACGUUGACUCAAGUGAAGUAGAUGACAGGAUUGCAAAUAUAUUGUCGUUAGAUCUUGAUGAGUACUUGACAUCACCUCAUAACUUGUCGAAGCAACUAGUGGCAGGCGACUUAGAGGCCAGGUCUCGUAAGCUAGUUAGUUCCAGCGAAGUUCAGAACAAUCAAUCCCGGUUCUCAUUUGCAAGGCAAAAUGAAUCAAAGGAUCAAGCUUUUGGUUCUUAUAACGUCUUCAACCAGAUGCCACAUGGCAGUGACUUGUACAAAAAUUCUUCAGAACGACAGAGUUCUGAUUUGGAUAUGCUUGGGAUGUACAAUGGUAUUUCAUCCAGUUAUCUCAAAGGAAUGGAUUAUGUCACGCAAAACUCCACUUUGCCCUCGUCUUAUAGACCUCCUUCUGUUCCAAGAUGUCCGGUCACAAAACCAUUAGGAUUUUCAGUUGCAAGUCGACCUCCUCCUCCAGGCUUCACGUCAAAUGGGCGAGAACAGCAGACAUUUAAUGGAUUUUCAGGAAACCAUCGUUAUUCUGAUUCACCAGUGCACAUAAACCCAUAUCAUCAAUCACUUCCAACUGAAAACAAUAGUGGUGUCAGAGACGUGGUUCAGUUUAUGGAUCCUGCGAUAAUGGCUGUAGGUCAGGGCUUUGAGAACCCAAGCCUAGAUUACCGAUCGAACUUUCAAGGAAACACAAACAUUUUUGCAAACGAGGCAAAGUUUCAACAACAACAGGCAAUGCAGAGUCCUUUGUCUUCGCAUCAAAAUUGUAGAGGCACUGACUCUUUGGGAAUGGCAUCAAGGUUUACAGAUCAUUCUGAAGGGAGUAGUAACAUACUAUCUAGGAACAUGGCCUUGCCUAAUGGCCAGUGGGAUGGGUUGAGUAACGAGAUCCAAAGUCUAAACAGGCUCCAGAAUGAGAGAUUUAUUGGGUCAACAAAUCGGAUGAAUGGUUACAAUGGGACUUUCAGGAUUUAAACACCAUAUGUCAGAAUCAGUCAGUUAGGCAUCACUGGUCUGGUCUAGGAACUGCGCUUAGAUCGCCUUGACUUUGUGUCAUAGCUUCUUGUUACUUAGAAACAGAGGUGGUUGUAAAAAAACUUUAGGAUUCUUUUCUUGGUUUAUUAUGCAUAUUUCAUCUUCAACAUUUUAUUUGGUUUGUCAAAUAUGAUUAUCAAUUAUGAUGCUACAUAGGAUUUUAACUUCAGUUGAUUCCUCUUAAGAAGAUUUUG
Messenger RNA from Eruca vesicaria subsp. sativa (arugula), 3165 nucleotides. NCBI's taxonomy places the organism in Eukaryota, Viridiplantae, Streptophyta, Magnoliopsida, Brassicales, Brassicaceae. The record is from the annotation of a GenBank genome assembly.